AUGGACGGCGGCUUCGAGGACGGCCGCGCGCGAGCGCGCCGGACCCGCCACGACGCCCUGUACAGGAUUUUGGCCGAGUGCGACACCGAUUACGACUCAGGCGAUGACAAUGGGUCCCGCCGCCGCAAGCGCCGCAGGGACGCCUCCGCCGAGCCCGAUCUCUCCAAGCCGGUCCAGUUCGUCUCCUCCGGCUCCGUCAUGCCAUCCCGGAAUCCAGGGCCUGGCCCUGUGAGCGCCACCGCCGAAGAGGAUGAGGCGAAGGCGGGGGCGGAGGAGGUGGGCAUCGAGCCGCCGCUCCCCACGAAGUUCGGGAAGAUCAGGCAGGGCGCCGGCGCAAGUCGGGAGAAAAAGGAGCGGGAGCGCGCCGCAGCCGCGCGCCGCACCCAGGCGUCGGUGAAGCCGCCGCCGGCGGCCCCGGGGAGCGUGCGGUCCAACGCCAAGGUUGUCGAGAUGACGCGCAUCAUGAGGUACGUUGACGGCAUGGGCCUCGGCAAGGACGGGCAGGGGAUUACUGAACCGGUGGCGGUCACCGAGCGGCACAAGAACGCCGGCCUUGGCUACGGCGAGGAACCCGUGACCCAGUCGGCCAAGGAGAACCUGCCGCCCCCGGCUUCAGCUUCAACCAAGGAGUGGCCGCCACGGUGGUCGAAGAAGGCGAGGGCUAGGAAAGCUCCCGUCUUGACGAAGAAUGCGUUGCCGGCAAUGCUUGCCGAGCAGGUGCUGGAGGAGGAGGCCGAGGGGCACCCCACCGUCGUCCAGAAGGUGAUCGACAGGCGAGGGCGACAGGAGCGCGUGCUGACGGACCUGAGGGGGCUCAACGACGAGCAGGGGCAGGAGAUGCAGGCUGACGACGCUCCGAUGCCGGAGCUACAGCACAACGUGCGGCUACUCGUUGACGACACGGAGGCUGACGUCGUGAGACUGGACGGCCAGCUGCGGCGGGAGCACGAGAAGGCGGCCAGCUUGGUGCGGGAGGAGAUAAAGCUGUCGAAGCAGGAGGCGGCGCAGAAACGGCAGCUGCAGGUCAUGGAGACGAUCGCAGGGGCGCUAGAGCAGGUCCGGAUGGACGAUUCAGCCGGCGUCCUCACCCUGGAAGGACUGCUUCUGGCGUUCAGGGGCCUGAAGGCGCGCUUCGCGGAGGAGUUCAAGAUGUGCGGCAUGGCAUGGGUCGCCUGCCAGUUCGCGCAUAAGCUGCUGAUCCGGUUCUUCCAGGGCUGGCGGCCGCUCGUGGAUCCGUCGGUCGGCUUGGAGCUCAUGUCAUCGUGGAAGGAUCUGCUGGAGGGAGACCAGCUGCCAUAUGACUUCUCGCACGGCGCCGCUUCAAUGGCCGUACGCGCAGCUCGUGUGCGAGGUCAUCGUGCCACCCGUGCGAAUGUCAGGAACCAAUUCGUGGGAAGCAAGGGUUCCGAAACCAAUGCUCGACUUUCUCAAGACAUGGGAGCAGGUGCUGCCCCCCGUUGCGCUUCAGUUGAUACUGGAGCAUGUGGUCAUGCCAAAGCUCUCGGCCGCCGUGGAUUCAUGGGAUCCACGCGGGGAGAAGGUGCCGAUCCAUGUCUGGGUGCACCCAUGGUUGCCGAUGCUAGAGCAAAGCAGCAUAGAGACCCUGUGCCAUGCCAUCCGAAUGUGUUCGAUUCUGCAGUCCGGGAAGACCUGGUUGCGCGUUAUAUCGUCCCGAAACUGAGGAUGGCACUGCAAGAGUUCCAGAUCAACCCGGCGGACCAGAAGCUCGAUCAGUUCAGAUGCGUGAUGCUUUGGGCUUCUACGAUCCCGGUGCGCUGCAUGGUCCGUUUUCUGGAAGUUGAUUUCUUCAGCAAGUGGCAUCAGGUCCUAUACCACUGGCUGUGUUCCCCGAAUCCUGAUUUCGUCGAGAUCGUUAAUUGGUAUAAGUGCUGGAAGGACAGUUUCCCACCUGAAUUGCUUGCUGAUGCGCGCAUACGGAUGCUGUUUACACUUGGCCUGGAGAUGAUGGACCGAGCCGCGGAAGGACUUGAGGUUGUGCAGCCUGGAACUGGGGAGAAUAUGGCAUACUUGAGAGGUAGUGGUACAGAGAAACUUCAAGUUGAUGCAGCUGAGAAAGCAUCACAGUUCCCUUGUUGCCAUGCAGUAUGA
Molecule: messenger RNA, 2109 nt
Organism: Miscanthus lutarioriparius
Lineage: Eukaryota; Viridiplantae; Streptophyta; Magnoliopsida; Poales; Poaceae
Source: the annotation of a GenBank genome assembly